This is a messenger RNA of Penicillium cataractarum, 2724 nucleotides long. Its product is annotated as VIT and vWA domain-containing protein. The coding region runs from base 1 to 2724 and encodes 907 amino acids. The record is from RefSeq and is a predicted model, not a curated record. The transcript has a single exon. NCBI's taxonomy places the organism in Eukaryota, Fungi, Ascomycota, Eurotiomycetes, Eurotiales, Aspergillaceae.
AUGUCAAUUCACGGCUGUUUCUACCGGAUCCCAGGAAACCGUCGUACAGUCAACGAGUACCUCCCACAGGUAGGGUUGGACGUGCACGCAACCCUUCUGUCGACCACGUCCAGAGCCCUCCUCACUCAGACUUUCGUGAAUCCAUCAUCAACAGAGCCUAUUCCAGAAGUCCUCUAUACUUUUCCCCUCUACGACGGAGCCAGUGUUGUCAAUUUUACCUGCCGUGUAGGAGACGACGUUAUUCGGGGCAAAGUGGAACCAAAGAAAAAGGCCGAUGAGAUCUACCAGAAAGCCAAGGCCAAAGGACAGACAGCUGCAAUCUUUGACCAAUCAUACAACGCGGGCGAUAUUUUCAAGACCAGGGUGGGCAAUGUCCCAGCCGGCGGGAAAGUUGUUAUUGAAAUCACAAUGGUGGAAGAACUGAAGCAAGACGCCCAAACAAAUGGACCGCGGUAUACAAUACCCAUGGCCAUUGCUCCACGAUAUGGGGAGCGACACGAGGUAUCAACUGGCCCCGAGGGAACAGUUGUCAAGACAACCAUCAAGGUUGAUGUCAUAAUGGAAAAGGGCUGCACGAUUCGUAAUGUCCGGUCGCCAAGUCACCCCAUUGAGUUGAACCUAGGACGGGCGUCCUACAUGUCAGAAUCUACUUUUGAGCCUUGCUACGCCUCGGUCAGGCUGCAGAAGAAUGCGGUCAUGAGAGAGGAUUUUGUUCUCACGGUGAACUCUGAUAACCAAGAUAACCCUGUCGCCUUCCUGGAAACGCACCCCACUCUGCCCAACCAGCAAUCAUUGAUGGUCUCUCUGGUCCCGAAAUUCAGCCUACCGCCAGAUCCCUCGGAGAUUAUCUUCGUGAUCGACCGAAGUGGCAGCAUGCAAGACAAGAUCGUGACUCUCAAGUCUGCCCUGGAGGUAUUCCUAAAGUCGCUACCACUCGGCGUGCCAUUCAACAUUGUCUCAUUUGGCAGUCACUGCAGCACGCUAUGGCCUCGCAGCAGGGUCAGUGACAAAGCAAGUCUCGUUGAUGCACUUGAAUUCACGAAGACCAUCGAUGCGGACAUGGGAGGGACAGAGAUUCUGGCUGCACUCAAAGCUGCAAUGAAAAACCACUACAAGGAUAAGAUCCCCGAGGUCCUGCUCCUUACUGAUGGGCAGGUCUGGAACCAGUCGGACAUCUUCAAGUUCGUGGAUGAGGCUGUACAGAAAAGCUGUGCGCGUUUCUUCAGUCUGGGUAUCGGAAACGCUGCUUCCCACUCUCUCAUCAACGGAAUUGCUCGAGCAGGGCGAGGCUUCUCCCAGUCAGUCCUGAAGUAUGAGGAGCUAGAUAAAAAGGUCAUCCGCAUGCUCAAAGGGGCUUUGAUGCCACGCCUGGAAGACUGCCGAUUGGACCUGGGACUAUCUGUUCUGGUGGAUGAUUUUGUGGAGAUUGAACCAGAGACAAGUAAACAACCAUCCCUGGAAGUAACCACGAAGCCAAUCUCCUUCUUUGAAGAAAGUCACGAUGAUUCGGGAAUUCUGGAAGUGUCGGGGCAGGCUUUGCCAAAACUCUCUGUUCCAACAUUCAUUCAUGCACCUACUGAGCUCCCUUAUCUUUAUCCCUCCAUUCGAUCAACGGUGUUUGUUCUCUUUUCAAACGAGACCUGUUCUCUUCCUGGCAAAGUCACGCUUCGCGCUAACAGCCGCCAUGGCCCACUCGAGCUGGAGAUACCUGUUCAAGAUGUUGGUAGUGGAGAAACCAUUCACCAGCUAGCAGCCAAAAGGGCCAUGACCGAGCUUGAGGAAUCUCGAGGCUGGAUCCAGGAUGCAAAGACCGAUCGUGGCGAAUCAAUCAAGGAGAAAUUUGAAAGUCGAAUGGAUGAGCUCGUACAAAACGAGUGCGAACGACUGGGUGUUCGAUUCCAGAUCGCCGGCAAGCACUGCUCGUUUGUGGCUGUUAGAGAAACUAAACCCGAUUCCGAACCUGCGGCAGAAAAUGCGGAAAUUCUAGAAGUUGAAGCGUCUGGUAUGACUGGCAGUGAGAUUGAGAGUGAAAUUAACUUAGAUAUAACAGACCACAGUGCCAUGAAGUUUCUACGUGAUGUCAGUGACUCUAAUGGUGCGAUCAUUAGCUGUGCUCCUGCAUCGGCAUCCGCUCCAUCUGCUUCUUCUGGACUUUUCGAGGCAUAUUCGGAAGACGAGGACCAGGACGAGGACGAAGAUAUGGGCUUCGCACUUUUUGAUGAUGAUACUCCUCCACCAGCCCCUCAAUUCAAGGAUUUGUGCAAGAAGAGAGCCUUCCCCAUCAUGCGGUCUACAACUGCAGGAAAGCGUUGUCGAAUGUCAAUUCCUGAGAGCGACGAUGAAAGCUCCAAAGCUCGUGGUGUGGAAUCGAAAUUGCAGCGAAUCGUCCAGCUGCAGGCAUUUGAGGGUUACUGGGACUGGUGCGACGAGCUUCAUCAGAUACUUAGCCUUGAUCAAAAAGCUCUUCGUGCGCAAUUGCUUGGUCGAUACAAAGCGCUUACAGGCAACGAAACUGAUAUUCUGGACCACUCUGACUGGAAAGAGAUUCUUGCUACUAGCCUUGUGGGUCGUUAUCUAGAGAACCGGGCCUCGGAAUCCAGAGACGUCUGGGAAUUGCUCAAGGAGAAGGCAGACAAAUGGGUGAAUGAUGCGAUUGAGUCCAUGAGUCAAGAACAUCGAACAGUUGUGAGAGAGCUAAUUGCUGAGCUGAGAUCUUCUUUCUGA